AUGAGCUGUAAAAAUGCAGGCACUUUGAUGGAUAUAUUGCGUGAGAAAUAUGAAAAUAGUGCGAUAGUUACUCUGAGUAGCUUAUUUGUAUUUGUUACUUUAUGCAAUAUGUUCAUUAUGUAUCGUUUAUUAUUGGAUGUAAUACCAUUCCCAAUUGGAGUGACAUUUUCUCAGUUAUUAGUGGGAAUGAUGCUAGCUUAUGUAUUAGGUGGAUUUGAUUUUAAUAAAGUAAAAGAAGAGACAUUAAGUAAAGCAAGUGAGUAUGCAGGUCCAGUUGGUAUCUAUUUAUUAAUGUUUACUAUUGCAAAUAUUUUAUUAAAGUCUACUCCAGUAAUAGCAGUAUAUCCAUGUAUAUUAGCAUUAGCUGUAGUUCUACAUCACAUAUUCCGCUACUUGUUCUGUGAUCAAAGGAAUCUUUUAUCAUUUAAAACAGUAGUAGUUACAGCAUUGUCAUAUAUUGUAGUGUGUAUGGAUACCAAUUUAGUUCCUCCAACACUAUUGGGUUUAUCUAUCCUUUAUGCAAUUUCUUCUGCUAUUUUCCGUGCAGUGUGUUUGGAGAAGGCAUUGCAUAUAACAGAUCGCGAUGCCAAUAAGUUGUAUAAUGUCCAGGUAUUCUGUGGCGUUUUUGCUCUAUUUAUUGCAACUAUAAUUUUUGAACCUGAGUUUUUCUUAUCUGCUCAAUCAAAGAGUAUUUUGGAAAUAUUGUUAUCAUUAGGAUGCUUGGUUACGGUAGGAACUAUUCCAUUUGUAAAGAAUGUUAUUGCAAAUAAGCUAGUAACUUUGGGACAACAGGCUCCAUGGAGAUUUUCAGAAAUUAUUUCAGUUGCUUUAUUCUUUGUAUUUGGUGGAUUAUUCUUUGAAUGUGAUGUAACUGUUAUCACAGUAGUAUCCUUUUUAUUAGUUAUUACAGGUAGAACGAUGUCUAUGAUUGAUAUUAUCAAUAAUGAUAAAGCAAGACAGAGUAUGCAUCAUCGUGCUCAACAUUCCUUGGCUUUUAAUGAAUUACAUGAUGAUACAUCUGCAGAGGUUGACCAACCAGUAAAUAUUGAUGUUGGAGAUGGAGUAGUUACAGAUGUGUAUGAACAACAUGAAGGUACAGAACAUGAGGAUGAGGAAAUAGAUCAAGAAGCUGGAUACAUUGAACAUAGUAGUGAUGCCGAAGCUGAAUAA
Cryptosporidium muris RN66 is the source of this 1170-nucleotide messenger RNA. RefSeq lists its product as uncharacterized. Lineage: Eukaryota; Apicomplexa; Conoidasida; Eucoccidiorida; Cryptosporidiidae. The record is from RefSeq and is a predicted model, not a curated record. The transcript has a single exon. Bases 1 to 1170 code for a protein of 389 amino acids.